This is a messenger RNA of Talaromyces stipitatus ATCC 10500, 690 nucleotides long. RefSeq lists its product as uncharacterized. NCBI's taxonomy places the organism in Eukaryota, Fungi, Ascomycota, Eurotiomycetes, Eurotiales, Trichocomaceae. Gene Ontology annotation, cellular component: RNA polymerase II transcription regulator complex. Gene Ontology annotation, molecular function: transcription cis-regulatory region binding; DNA-binding transcription activator activity, RNA polymerase II-specific. The transcript is spliced from 3 exons. The coding region runs from base 1 to 690 and encodes 229 amino acids. The record is from RefSeq and is a predicted model, not a curated record.
AUGAAAUCAGACGUCCUCUUGGUGCCAGGCAACAACGACAUGUUCAAUAACCAGGCCUGGUUUUACAAUGAUCAGAACUUGAAAGAUUUUCAUAAUGCAGUUAUUUCUGGCAUCCCUCCAUCAUCUCCCUUGAAUAAUGAUGAACUAUCAUUCGAACAUUUCGUUCCACCUUCAGUAGAUCAUAUGGAUUCUCCAUCUUCAAUAGCAGCGGGCAGUCCGGACCUAUCUCACCCUCAACGAGAUGGUAGUAGCAAAUCAUGUACAAAGAAAGAAAAGUCGAGAAAGUCACGGUCUGCAAAAACACCCACAUCUGAAGAGGAUACGCCAGAGAAGAAAUCAAGAAGAAGAAGAGAACAAAACCGCCUCGCACAACGCACAUUCCGUGAGCGAAAAGAUAGAUAUAUCCAAAGCCUCGAGUCGCACAUCAAACUUCUCGAUGCCAGCCAUAAAGAUCUUCAAGCAUCAUAUCGACAAUCUACAGAUCAAAUCAAUGCGCUUUACACACAAUUACUCGAGAUCCAAGGUGAACUGGAUUAUUGGCGAUGUCUUGCGCAACCAUCUACGACCCAAGCCACUGUGACGACGACAGCGCCGACGAUAACGCCGGUUGAGGCACAUACUACGAGACAUCAGCGUCAGCAUAUUCCGGUCAUUCCGGGUAUGCAUAUACAACAUGGGCAGUUUACGUAG